AUGGCGCAAUUCUCAGCCAGGGAAGAGGAUCCCGUCGACAGACUGACUCGAUAUCUCACUGACUUGUCGCUACUGCAUGACAGCCCCUUCGCCUCGGAGACUUUCACCUUCAUCGUCGGACAUGAGGCAAAGAAGUUCUUCCUUCAUCCUGUCGACUUCGCUUACCUUGGGCCUCAUUUCCAAUCCCUCGCCAACAGCGGUGGCAACGAAACUUCGGGUAACCUUGCCGUCUGGAACAAAACGGUCACCAUGGUUGAUACGGAGUUCGAGACCUUUCAGCGUCUCUGCCAGUUCAUGUAUACAGGAAGAUACGACCAAGUCAAGCCCGAGCCCAUCGAUCCAAAGGGCAGCGAAAAGAAUCGACAAUAUAUCGCCAACUUCUUGUCGUCCUGGGACAAGAAAAUCCCACCCAUGACGGAAUCCGCAGUCCCCUAUACCGGUGCACUCAACUACCUCUCGACCCUGCUCUGCCAAGCAAAGACCUACGUUUUAGGACUCCGUUACGACAUCCAAGACCUGCGACACUUCAGCCUGAUCAGAAUGUACCAGACGCUCCGGGUUCUCCCGUGA
Molecule: messenger RNA, 570 nt
Organism: Anthostomella pinea
Lineage: Eukaryota; Fungi; Ascomycota; Sordariomycetes; Xylariales; Xylariaceae
Source: the annotation of a GenBank genome assembly